Molecule: messenger RNA, 2272 nt
Organism: Neltuma alba
Lineage: Eukaryota; Viridiplantae; Streptophyta; Magnoliopsida; Fabales; Fabaceae
Product: probable transcriptional regulatory protein At2g25830
Exons: 6
Coding region: 1218-1943 (241 amino acids)
Cellular component (GO): chloroplast
Source: RefSeq, a predicted model, not a curated record
ACCGUCUUGUUUUUAAUUAGCCAUGUCCAUAGAAGUCAUAUAUUUUUUCACUCGAAAAAAGGUCAUAUAUUUUUAUUUUACAGCAAGCUUCUGUGCGGAAGGGAUCGGUGGCCGAAGAACGCAGGCGGCUGAUGUCUCCUUUGGGUGACGACGAAUUAGGUUUGAUGCUGAAAUGGGUUUGUGACGGAAACGACAGGAAGUCCUUUUCCCAAGUCUGCAAGCACUGGCCGCGUCUGGAAGGUCUGACCCGUUCCUCCUUACGGAUACUUGAACCCGACUCACUGCCGACCAUCUUGCCCAGAUUCCCUAAUCUUCGCAAAUUCGAAUCUUCAAAGUUAGUCACCGACCAUCACCUACAAAUUUUAGCCCAAUCUUGCCCCAGACUCGAGGUAAUUAAUCUCAAUUUUAAAGCAACACGGAAUUACUGAUUAUUCGGACGAACCAUCGUGUUUCAAAUACGUCGGAGACGACGGUGCGCGCGCUUUGGCCGCUGGGUGUAGCGGGUUGUCCGAAGUUCUGCUCAGGAGAAGAAGGAGCAUUGGGAACGACGGAGUUAUUUCAAUUUGUAAUUCAGCGAAGCAUCUGGGGCAUUUGGACUUGGGUUGGUGCAAUUUAAUUACGGACGAAGCCCUCGAAGCAAUUUCUGGGGCGACAUGCAUUACUGUUCUGAAUCUGCAAGGCUGUUCCCUGAUCACGGAUCGUGGGUUAACAUAUUUAGCAUCGGGAUCUUCAUCUAAGUCCCUGAAAAAGUUGAUUCUGGCAGAAUGCGAUCGAAUCACGGACUCCGGCGUGUGUCUUCUGCAGAAAAGUCAUCAUUUGGAGGAGCUAAACUUAGCAGAAUGUGGGCCUAAGGUGACAGACACAGGAUGCUCUGCAAUAGCGGAAAUCCAAACUCUAAGGAAGUUGAAUCUGUUGUGGAUGGUUAACGUAUCAGAUGGAACAGUGAUUGCACUGGCAGAGAACAGCAAGAACUUGUUGGCCGUCGAUUUCACAGGAUGCGAAUUGAUAACCGGAGCUGGCAUUCGUGCUUUUGCCAACCAUGGAAGUUUGGAAGUUCUAGUUUUAGCUUCUUGCUACAACAUGUGUGCAGAUGAUCUAGAGCACACGGUUGUCAGGUGCAAGUCACUGAGAUAUAUUGUGCUUGAUAAAGGACUUAGAAUGUGGAUCCCAGCCACCACGCAAGACAAUAUUAGCAGAUUCUGCGAGUUGCAUUGGAGAUGAAUUCUCAAAGGGAAGCUCAAGAUGCUAAGAAAGCAAAGUUAUAUUCACGGAUUGGAAAGGAAGUUGUGUCUGCGGUGAAGAAAGGUGGUCCAAAUCCAACAUCAAAUUCAGUUUUGGCUGCUGUACUUGAGAAAGCCAAGGAACUUGAUGUGCCAAAAGAUAUUGUUGAGCGCAACAUCAAAAAAGCUUCUGAGAAGGGACAAGAAACAUACAUUGAGAAAAUAUAUGAGGUAUAUGGUUAUGGUGGAGUUAGUAUGGUAGUUGAAGUCUCUACUGAUAAAAUAAAUCGUUCAGUGGCAAAGAUUAGAGAAGUGGUGAAGGACUAUGGAGGAAAGAUGGCAGAUUCUGGAUCUGUCAUGUUCAAGUUUAAACGUGCUCGGGUGGUGAGUAUAAAAGUCACUGAUGCUGACAAAGAUCAGCUCCUUGCGAUUGCUUUAGAUGCUGGGGCUGAGGAUGUGAUUGAACCUCCAACUUCUGAAGAUGAUACUGAGGAAGAUAGGUUGGACAGGUAUUAUAAAAUUGUGGGCUCAUCAGAGAACUACUCAGCUAUACUAUCAAGAUUGCGAGAGGAAGGCCUAAAUUUUGAGCCUGAUAACGGAUCUGAGCUUCUACCGAUUACCACCAUUGAGGUAGAUGACGAGGCUAUGGAAUUGAACAAGGAACUUAUGAGCAAGUUACUUGAGCUUGAUGAUGUUGAUGCUGUUUAUACAGACCAGAAAUAGCCAUCUCUUAGCUUUUUAAAGCUGCUCAACUCAGUCAAGUUUUGACAUUGGGAAAUCAUACAUGUUUCAUUAGCAAACCAUUAGGUACUCUCUUGAGUUCUUGCUUUAUGCGGGGAUCUCACAUGCAUGCUCCUUAAUUUCUUUUUCUUUUUUUUUUGGUUGGCUUCCACAUUUUUUUGGUGGUCAUUUUGUGGUGGGGGAGGGGGCCAUUGGUUAUUCUUUCCCAGGACCUCACAACUGAGUUAAAGCUCAGACUGAGCAAUUGUGAUCUUGAAUGACAAAAUGUUGUUUAUAUGAUAAUAUAUUAAUAAAUGUUAUUCUUCAUUCUU